Messenger RNA from Coffea arabica (coffee), 1254 nucleotides. Lineage: Eukaryota; Viridiplantae; Streptophyta; Magnoliopsida; Gentianales; Rubiaceae. The record is from RefSeq and is a predicted model, not a curated record.
AUGGGAGCAAGAGGUUUACUAGAUGAAGGCUUGAUUAGGAGAAUUGGAAAUGGUAGAAGCACGAGAAUCUGGGACCACAAAUGGAUACUGGAGACACUCACGAGAAAGCCAGCUAUGUGCAGAACAAGUAAUUGUGUGCUGGAAAUGGUGGAUGAGCUAAUAUGCCAGCAGAGAUGGAACAGAAAUAUCAUAUUCAGCACCUUCAGCAAAGAAGAUGCUGAGAAGAUCCUACGUAUCCCCUUAAACUUAUCUGGGAGGGAAGAUAGCUUCUACUGGAAAUCAAAAGCGGGAGGGAAGUAUACAGUUGAAUCAGGUUAUAAAAUGCUGUUGGAAAGGGGUAGAAGCAAGAGGAGGUGCAAAUUGGAGGGAGUAGGAUCAAGCAUCUCAGAGGAAAGUCAACAAAUGACUCAGAUGUGGAAUACACUGUGGAGGCUUAAUGUUAAGCAUAAAAUCAAACACUUCAUAUGGAAGUGUAUUCAAGGAGCCUUACUAGUCAGGGAGGCAGUGUGGAGACGAACAGGAAUAGGCAAUCCUAUAUGCUCAACUUGUGGUGAGGCACGGGAAACUAUAGAACAUCUGCUGCUCAACUGUUCCCAUGCUAUGGAUAUAUGGAAAUCAACUCCCAUUCAAUGGGAUGGAGUAUGGAAAGAUAGGAAUAAGAAGGAAUUUGAGAGCUCAGCUAGAUCAACACCAAUGAGAAUAGUAGACUGUGCGCAUAAAGAAUGGCUGGAACAAGGUUUAGAGCUUCAACAGGGAGAUAGGAAGAGUACAGAAAAAACAGUCCCUGCAAAUGAACAACAAAGACAGAGCACUGGAAACGAAGGGGCUAUAAUUUUAGCAGUGACAACAGCAAAGGAGCAAGAACAGAAUGGCCUUGGAAUAGGAGUCACAGUAAGAACAAUAGCAAACACUAAAAUUGCAGACUGGGUACUGAAAGAGAGAAGCCUGGGGAGCAAAAUGUUAGAUGAAGCAUUGGCUUUAAAAUUGGCCCUGUGUAAAGCUGUGCACCAGCAGUGGAGAAAGGUACGACUCAAUUUUUGUAGCAAAGAGUUAUGGAAACAACUAACACAGCAACAACCAUCAGAUAGCAAGAUGGCUACAUUGUUGGAGGAUAUUAUGAAUCUGAAAAGACUGUUUUGCAUGUGCUCUUUUGGGUUGGAAAAGGAAGAAAAUAUGUUAGAUAGUAGAAAACUGAGUGCAGACGCUUUAACCGUAAUUGUGGAUGAGGAACGAACUUUCCUCAGUGUUCUUUGA